GCUCGUGAAGUUGGUCCACCACCACCCACAUGCACAGAUCAACCCAAAGAAAGACAAGCGGCGCUGCACGUGCCUGGCUAGGUCGUCCAUCUCUCCUCCUUCAUAUACCCUCCAUUAAAUACAGAGGAGACGGAGAGAUGGAAUUAUGGGAAGAGGCUCUUCUGAGUGCUAGCAGCGAAGGAUCGAUCGGAAGGUGCGGUGAGGUGAGAUGGGAAAAUGGUAGGGGAAAUCAGAGUCGGGGGAUUCUUUUUGCUUCUGUGUUGAAGCGGGAGAAAAUUCUUCCAAGUUUUUGCUUUUGAUCGGAGGAAUUGGGUCCUCUCUUUUCUCCGCCAUGCAUUUGAAGCUUUCCCCAUAUGAAAACCUCUGAUAGGCGGCAGUAUCUUUUCCAGCGAAAUACCUUUCCCGCCCCCAAGCCUCUUUCUUCAUUGGUCCGUUGCAGUAAGGUGGUCAUUUUCCGACGCCGGCGGCCGAACAUUGCGAUCGGAAGGUAAUCCGGUGGCAAUCCUUGGUUCUCGGCUGUCGGGGCAGUGCAUGGCAGCUCGCACGCGAGUUAAAUCAAGAGGGGCGCAUUCAUAUGUGAAGUGACUCCUGGAGCCCGGAAUCUGAAGUUUCAGAGCUCAACGGCAGUCGGAGUUUGAAUUUGGCCGGAAUCGUACGCGGGAGUUGAAAAGGACACAAGGCAGAAAUGAAGUUCAUGAAAAUUGGGACAAGGCUAGAGGCCAUCCUAACUAAAGAGGCCACCAGGUACGUCACCUUGGAUGUGUCUAGCGAUCUCACUGUACAAGUGAACAACACUAAAUAUCUUUUGCAUAAGUUUCCAUUGCUUUCCAAGUGUGGACUCUUACAGCAGCUCUGUGAUCCAACCAACUCAGACAACCAAACCGUUGAACUUCAUGAGAUCCCUGGUGGCGAGGAAGCAUUUGAGCUGUGCAUAAAGUUCUGCUAUGGCAUUUCAAUUAACCUCAGUGCUCAUAACAUUGUCCAGGCGCUUUGUGCCUCACAUUUCCUGCAAAUGAGUGACGCACUAGAGAAGGGGAACUUAACAAACAAGUUGGAGUACUUUUUUGGAUCUGUUCUCCAAGCUUGGAAAGAUUCAAUUCUUGCUCUGCAGACCACCCAAGCACUACCAACAUGGUCUGAAAACCUCAACAUAACUGGGCGAUGUGUAGAUGCGAUUGCAAGGAAAAUCUGGACGGACUUGACCAAUGUGACAUGGUCUUACACUUACACCAGGGCUGGCUUCAUCCGCAAGGCCCAUGCUGGAGCACCAAGGGACUGGUGGACCGAAGAUGUCGCAGAUCUGGAUCUCCAAUUCUUCAGGAGGGUCAUUUUGGUUGUCCGGUCCUCGAUCCCGCCUGCGCUGGUAGGUGAAGCAUUGCAUGUCUAUGCAUGUCAGCACUUGCCAGAUGAAUUGGACCCUAAUAGCUCAGGCAGUGUAGUGAAGCACAGAGAAAUAUUGGAGUUUAUUGUGAGUCAGAUUCCAACCAGGAAAGGGUCUGUAUCCACUAGUUUCUUGUUAAGACUUUUGAGACUGGCGAAUCAAUUCUGUGUAUCGGAUCGGGUAGUGGCUGAGAUCAUGAGAUUGGCAGGAAGGCAGCUGGAGGAAGCCAAGCUUGUGGACCUCCUCAAGCUUAGAAGCUCUCCUUCAUGUUCUACUUCCUUCAAUUAUAUAGACAUGGUUAAGGCAAUGGCAGAACACUUCUUGGUGGAGCAUCGCCGGACUUCGUAUCCAGAUUCCGGGGAAAGGCAAUCGGACAGUGAGAGAUCACAUCAAUCCAUGACAAGAGUAGCGAAGCUAAUAGAUUCUUAUCUGUUUGAAAUUGCAGCAGAUCCUAAUCUUCCAGUGACCAAGGUGAUUGAAUUGACAAACACGUUGCCAGAUAAUGCGAGGGCAGAUCAUGAUGAUCUCUACAGAGUAAUUGACACUUAUCUUAAGGAGCACCCUGAUAUCUCCAAGUCUGAAAAGAAGAAGCUAUGUCACAAAUUGGAUUGCAGGAAGCUGUCAACGGACGCAUGCAUGCAUGCAGUGCAGAAUGAUCAGCUACCUCUGCGGACAGUAGUCCAAGUUCUGCUCCAAGAGCAUGUAAGGGCUGCCAUGGCCAUGAGUCCAGUUGGACUACACGGGAAUGUGAAGGCAAUGCUUUCUGCACCAACAGGGGACAUGGCCAAGGAUAUGACAUUGGCAACCAAAGGUAAGGACCCCAUGAAUGGAAGAAUGAUGGCUAGCAAUGUAAAUGGCCAGAGAUCAAUUGAUCAAAGCAGUCACGAAGAUCAUCAAAGAAGAGGUAUGACCUCGCCACCAGUCUUUGACAAGGCGACAAUAGAAGCCGUGGAGGUUGACCAGGCAAGUGAAAUUGCUGAGGAAGACGACUCCAAGAGCAGGACCGGGUCCAAGGUAGUAAACUUUUCAGGUAGGCCUGCGACAAGUGAAGUUACGCAGGAUGGUCACUCUAAGAAGAAGAUGAAGCCCAAGCGGAUGCCAAGCAUCUCCUCCAUGAUUGCAAAAUUGACUAGUAAGCUGCCCAUCCAGAAACAGAGAUAACUCAAGUUCACUUGUUUCUGUCAUCUGCUGUAUUCAAAUCAGUAGGCUGGAAGAAGAGUAGAUCUUAUACCCUAUCUAACAAAGUAUAAGAUCAGUUUCUCUUGGUCCUCCUAAUUAAUCAUUUUGAUAAUGUUUUCUUCAUAGUUUUAAUUACAUUACCCUGAUAAUUCACUUAAAUCAUUGUUAGAAUGUAAAUUGUACAUGUACAAUUUGAAUUCAAUUUGGUCUAUGAUUGCUUGGUCA
Molecule: messenger RNA, 2785 nt
Organism: Nymphaea colorata (pocket water lily)
Lineage: Eukaryota; Viridiplantae; Streptophyta; Magnoliopsida; Nymphaeales; Nymphaeaceae
Product: BTB/POZ domain-containing protein At5g47800-like
Exons: 5
Coding region: 686-2542 (618 amino acids)
Molecular function (GO): protein binding
Source: RefSeq, a predicted model, not a curated record